AUGGUCGCACUGGAAUCGUUACUCUUAACCGACACAUCAAGAGCCUUUCGACGAGCUGCGCCUCAUCCCCUCAUCUUUCGCCUGAUCUCUUGGGCCAUCGACACCGUUGUCGCAGUCUCGGGCAUCAUUCGCAUACCGCUACUGGCCAUCGCCUACGUCCUUAGCCCUACGCCUUUUCCGGGAUGGUCAUUCAACCGGCUUGUUCAAGUACGCACCGAAAGGCUGCGGGGGACGCUUCUCUCUUGGGUGUUACCGACUAUCUUGUUCGAUGAAAGACAAAAAGAGGAAUGGACCUUCUACACUGAGGAAGAGAGAGAAGGAAGGGUCAAGAUUGAUGCACUGGAUAUACCACCGGUCGACGCCAGAUGGACUGGCGGCUUUGCGAGCCUCGGCGAGGUCAAAGCAGAAACUCGACCGGCGUUCUUGAUCUGUCCACUCAAAGGCGAGAGAGCCCACCGCACUGAUGGGAGAAUCAUACUUCAUCUACAUGGAGGAGGAUACAUCCGCGGCCAUCCUCUCUGGACUCCAUUCCCUUACAACAUCGCUAGGGCCACCGGCCUCGAUUGCCUGAGCAUCUGCUACCGCAAAUGUCUUUCCCCUUCCUCCUCCUUCCCCGCCCCUCUCUUCGACGCCCUCUCAGCCUACUUCCACCUCACCCAAACCCUCCACUACCCUCCUUCAUCCAUCAUCCUCCUCGGCGAGUCCGCCGGCGGCCACCUCUCGCUAUUACUAUCCCAAGACCUCCACCAGCUCGGCUUGCCCCAGCCCGGUUCUAUCGCCCUGUCAUCACCUUGGUCCGACUGGUCCCCUUCUUAUCCCUCAUAUGCCGAGAAUGAGCCAUACGAUUGUGUGUGCAUGCCGAGGUUACGAGGUGCUGUCUUGUCCGCUACCCGGUACUUUGAGCGAAAGGCGUUAAAAAGCCCGUGGUUUUCUCCCAGCAAAGCGUCUCCGGGACAUUGGACGUAUUUGCAAGAAGAAGGGGUGGAUGUGUAUUUGCAGUAUGGGGGGAGAGAGGCGAUGCGGGAUGAAGUUGCUGUUUUGGGCGAGAGUAUGAAGAGAGAUGGGGUGAGGGUGAGGGUACGAGAGGAUGUGAACGGAGUCCAUACUAGCGCUCUGACAGAUGGAGGGGCGAGGAAGACGUUUGAGAAGGAUUUGGUGGAGAUGUUGAGCGAUGGGAAUGGUGCGGAGGACAGGGCAUGA
Molecule: messenger RNA, 1200 nt
Organism: Cryptococcus wingfieldii CBS 7118
Lineage: Eukaryota; Fungi; Basidiomycota; Tremellomycetes; Tremellales; Cryptococcaceae
Exons: 4
Coding region: 1-1200 (399 amino acids)
Molecular function (GO): hydrolase activity
Source: RefSeq, a predicted model, not a curated record